AAGCAUCGACAAGAGUCCCAGCACCAGUGAUGGGAUGCCACUGCUUAUCUGCUCUAUUUACAUCACACAGUAAGGCUGAUCACGGACAAAUGAAUUCGUAUUAAGAUGAUUGCCGACUGGUCCCAAAUGUCCUGGGCGACAUUUCAUGACUUGUUCUAUUGCUCCCUGAUUGGUCGUGACAUGUUGUUCAGUGUUAUCAGAAAAGGGGGAAGUUAAAGCAUCCAUUUGUCAAGGAAGUCUGAAAUAAGGAAGCUUCAGACUGCCUGUGGUCAUGUUUCAACUGCAAAGAUCUUGGUUGUUACUAGCUGAAUUGGACCAUGUUGCUUACAGUGUUGGUGUUGAAUUGUCUGAAAACAUGAAAAGGAUCAAUUCUUAUUGAAAUUCCUCACAACUGGACAUAGAGUGAAUUAUUUUGGGAGUGGACCUUUUAAAGGCACCCACCAUCAUUGAGCCAAGAUGGCAGACCGAGUGACUAGUCUGCCAUUCUUCUAUGGCAACAUUACCAGAGAAGAGGCAGAGGAGAUUCUUCAGCAGCCGGGUACAGCUAGUGGCUUGUAUUUGCUACGGCAAAGUCGAAACCAUUUUGGAGGUUUUGCCCUGUCUGUAUUACAUUCUGGCCGCUGCUACCACUACACAAUUGAAAGAGAAUCCAAUCAAACGUACGCUAUUGCCGGUGGUAAAAGCCACAGCAGCCCUAUAGAUGUGAUUGACUACCACUCCCAGGAGAUGGACGGCCUUGUGUGUCGGCUGAAGAAGCCUUGCAACAGGCCCAUGAACAUGCAGCCUAAGGUGGGGCCAUUUGAGGAUUUAAAGGAAAAACUGAUCCAGGACUAUGUAAAGCAGACCUGGAACUUACAGGGGACAGCUCUGGAACAAGCCAUUAUCAGCCAAAGACCGCAUUUGGAGAAGUUGAUUGCGACCACUGCUCAUGAACGAAUGCCCUGGUUCCAUGGGAAAAUAACUCGAGAGGAGUCAGAGCCAAGGCUUCAAAAUGGCUCCCGUACAAAUGGAAAAUUUCUCAUACGGCAGAGGGAUGUCAAUGGAUCCUAUGCGCUUUGUUUAUUACAUGAAGGAGAAGUGAUGCAUUACCGCAUUGACCAGGACAAAGCUGGCAAGCUCUCCAUUCCAGACGGCAAGACGUUUGACACCCUUUGGCAGCUGGUGGAACACUAUUCAUAUAAGCCAGAUGGCCUUCUGCAAGUUCUCACGGAACCCAGUCCACGACCUGAUAGAGAUACAGUACCCCUGUUCCUAGAUCUUUUAGGACAGCCGCUGCUACCACAGGAUACAUCUGGAUUUGCUUCUAUAUUUCAAAAUGCAGCAGGGGGGUUUCUUGCCAAAAUCAAAACUGUUUCCAUCCCUGGCCGACAAAAGAGCCGCGGAUCUCGACAUGAAAACAAGGAAUCGAAUAAUUCCAAUCCCUAUGAAGCACAAGUGCCAAUCAACAAUCGGGUAGUCACCAAAGAGUCCUUGCCGAUGGACACACCGGUAUAUGACAGAACGUAUGCAGACCCAGAUGAGCUGAGGAGUUCCACCGUGAAUAAAGAACAGCUCAUCUUGGAAAAUGAAGAAUUGGGUUCAGGGAACUUUGGUACAGUCAGGAAGGGCAUCUACCAGACAAAAAUGACACAGCAGCCAGUGGCGAUCAAAAUCCUGAAGAACGAUGACAACAGCACAUCACUGCGGGAAGAAAUGCUGCGAGAAGCAAAUGUCAUGCAGCAGCUGGACAAUCCUUAUAUCGUGAGGAUGAUCGGUAUCUGUGAUGCAGAGAGCCUCAUGCUAGUAAUGGAGCUAGCUGACCUGGGGCCACUUCACAAGUUUCUACAGAAAAACAAGCAAACAACCAUUGCCAACAUCACUGAGCUCGUGCACCAGGUGUCCAUGGGGAUGAAAUACCUUGAGGAGCAUAACUUUGUCCAUAGGGACCUUGCUGCCAGGAACGUGCUGCUUGUAACACAGCACUAUGCCAAAAUCAGUGACUUUGGUCUCUCCAAAGUGGUUGCAGAGGACCAGAACUACUACAAGGCAAAGGGACAUGGGAAGUGGCCGGUGAAAUGGUACGCUCCCGAAUGUAUAAAUUACUUCAAAUUCUCAACCAAAAGUGACGUGUGGAGCUUCGGGGUGCUCAUGUGGGAAGCGUACUCAUAUGGCGAGAAGCCAUACAGGGGAAUGAGAGGAAAUUGCGUUUUGCAAUUGAUUGAGAGUGGAAUGCGGAUGGAUCCCCCAUCAAACUGUCCAGAAGAAAUGUAUAGCCUCAUGAUGACUUGCUGGACAUACGAGGUGGAGAAAAGACCUGCAUUUGCUGUCAUUGAGCAAAGACUGCGGCAGUAUUAUUAUGACAUUGCAGAAUGAAUAGAAACACAAUUGUGCUAAUAUAGAAAUUUCAUCAACUUGAUUUCAGGAUCUGUUGAUUUCUUACUGAACUAUUGUAUAGUAAAAUGAGUAAAAAAUACAUUUUCUGCUUCUGCAAUAAAACUGAAUAAAAUCACAGCACACCCCAAA
This is a messenger RNA of Syngnathus typhle (broad-nosed pipefish), 2502 nucleotides long. It is a transcript of the gene syk, whose product is annotated as spleen tyrosine kinase. Gene Ontology annotation, biological process: cell surface receptor protein tyrosine kinase signaling pathway; regulation of platelet aggregation; positive regulation of B cell differentiation. The transcript has 15 exons. Gene Ontology annotation, molecular function: non-membrane spanning protein tyrosine kinase activity; signaling receptor binding; ATP binding. The record is from RefSeq and is a predicted model, not a curated record. Bases 457 to 2352 code for a protein of 631 amino acids. Gene Ontology annotation, cellular component: cytoplasm; extrinsic component of cytoplasmic side of plasma membrane. NCBI's taxonomy places the organism in Eukaryota, Metazoa, Chordata, Actinopteri, Syngnathiformes, Syngnathidae.